Molecule: messenger RNA, 1480 nt
Organism: Spinacia oleracea (spinach)
Lineage: Eukaryota; Viridiplantae; Streptophyta; Magnoliopsida; Caryophyllales; Amaranthaceae
Product: E3 ubiquitin-protein ligase RFI2
Exons: 4
Coding region: 322-1074 (250 amino acids)
Molecular function (GO): ubiquitin-protein transferase activity
Source: RefSeq, a predicted model, not a curated record
AUACCCACGAAAGGUACGCACCACGUAACCCCUUACAGGUAACAGGUCAGAUAGGGAGAGAAUACAGUUAACCCAGAAAUCCCAAUUUCAAGACAUUCAUUCCCAAUUUCAGAGGCCACCCAAAAAAUUAUUUUUAAAAAAAAAAGAACAGAUAAAAAGAGAAUAUAAUUUUGUCUGUGUGAUCAUCUUUCUGGGUCUUUAAAAACCCAGAUUUUGAUCCACAGUUUGGGUGAUUCUGGGGUUGCUUUAAUUAUUCUGGGUUUUUUGGUUUGGAGUUUUUAGAGAGAGAAAUUGUGGGGUUUUAAUUGAUUGUUGUUAGAAAUGGUGAGGUCAAAAAACAGUAGUGAUCAAGCAAUUGAUUUGAAUGUUGAACCUGAGGAAUCUUGUGCUUCUUGCUCUAUUUGUCUUGAUUUGGUGACCUUUGGUGGGGAAAGAUCCAGUGCUAAACUUAAUUGUGGCCAUGAAUUUCAUCUGGACUGCAUUGGUUCUGCAUUCAAUAUGAAGGGAAUGAUGCAAUGCCCAAACUGCCGGGGAAUUGAGAAAGGUCGAUGGUUAUAUGCAAGUGGUUCCACAAAUUCAUCUCCAGAACUAGGCAUGGAUGAUGGAAGUGUUGAUAACUAUCCGUUUUACUUCACCUUUGCUGAAAUGCCCUAUAGAGUUCACGUUUGUCCAUUUCGUGGAUUCACGCAAGUUCAUCCAUCUUCUCAGUCAAGCCUUGGAGUGAUGAGCACAUUAACUCCAAUGGUGACCCAUGGAGCAGGCAUUCCUCAUACGGACCCUCUCCCUCACCCGUACCCUCACCCUCACCCUCACCCUCACCCUCACCCUCACCCUCACGGAUGGGUCCAAUUUCAACAUACUUCAUAUCUACAUCACAAUCAAGGACCGGGUUUACCCAUGCCCAUUAGCAGCAGUGCCGGGAGGUUCGACACUCAAAGAAGCAUGCCGAGAUUUGUGCCUUCAGGACGAGGAUAUGAGCCGAAUCCAAGUUUCCCUCACUAUGCAGAAAGCUCUCCUCCAAAUUACUCCCAUUCUUGGAGCAGAGAUAAUGUUCCUCAUUUUCAAUUGCCAUGAUGGGUUAUAUAUGUAAAUAUAAAAGCAUUCUCACCUCAAGCUAUGAACUCUGGUCACAAAUUUGGUCUUUGGUGGAUUUUGCUUGAGGUCUUUUGUUGAUAUACAUAGAUUAUCAUGAAUGCUGAUGACCCUUGUAAUGGCAUUUUAAUCUCGGAGUUCACUGUUGUAAAUCUGGAGCAUGAUUUGUCUCCAUGAUUUUGUACAUUUUGUUAGACUGUAUGUAUGUAUGUUUUCAUGAUGGAUGAAAACUGAAAAAGUAAGUUAAAGUCCACUCUGUUGGCAAUUGUAUCAAAUGAGAAAUGCUCAUCAGAGAAUGAAGACAUAAGGCUUGGACAGUUGAUCUUUAAACUGUUUUGGAAAAAUAUUCAGUCCGGAAUUAAUAGAGUCAUAUAUUGUUUUGACAAUA